Messenger RNA from Talaromyces atroroseus, 552 nucleotides. RefSeq lists its product as hypothetical. The record is from RefSeq and is a predicted model, not a curated record. Bases 1 to 552 code for a protein of 183 amino acids. Lineage: Eukaryota; Fungi; Ascomycota; Eurotiomycetes; Eurotiales; Trichocomaceae. The transcript has a single exon.
AUGGAAGACUCGAACUUACUCCCACCCCUACAUGACUUGUUCUUCGCUAUUCCGGCCAAGGAGUCAUCAUCUCCGUCCGGGAGCCACAAUGAAGACGGCGAGCUAUUUGGAAAGCUGUGCGAGACACCGUCGACAUAUGACAAUAUUCCCAUUGGUUUGAGCAGCGAUGAGCUUGAAGAAACACCUUCAUCCGGAAAUGAAGAUGAUAAUCUUUCGACGUAUUAUACCGUGACGCCAUCAAUGUGUGGCGAAAUCCCUAUUGUUCUCAGCACCAACAUCUUGUCAACGGACGAGGGCAAAGAAUGGAAAGAUUGCUCGCCAAAAUACGAAGAGUCCAUCCCACAAAUUGUGGUGACAACCUCGCCGGAAAAUGAGACUGAUCGCCUGGGCCAGAAAUCAAACCGUGAAAAACCCAGUUCGAGUAUCAUCGGUAAUAAUAAACCGGGCGGCGGAAAGACAGUCGCGAUGAACGAGCCCUACCUUCAGAACCCGAUCAUAUCGCAUUACCAAGAUUCUGGACAUCCACAAUUUUGGUUGCGGCUAUCGUUGUAG